AUGUCUGCUACCCGCCAAAAGACGCAUCCUCCUGUCGAUAAUGCACCAGCACGGCCGCAACUCCCCCCAACCGCAGCUUUUUGCGUAUUUGCCCUAGCCAACCUUAUCGCCGCCGUCUUCUCCCCCAUUCAAGAUUGUGACGAAGUCUUCAACUACUGGGAACCGAGCCACUACCUCAACCAUGGCUACGGCCUACAAACAUGGGAGUACUCUCCCGAGUACGCAAUCCGGAGUUGGGCAUACACUGCUAUCCACUCGCUCGUCAUGUGGGCUGGCACGCUGCCCAUUCAGCCCCUUGCUUUGCGCGCGUCCAAGGUCUUGGAGUUCUACUUCUUGCGCAUGGUCCUGGCCGUCGCCUGUGCCGUGUGCCAGACCCGCAUGUACUCUGCCAUUCGCACCACGUUCCAAGAGCGCAUAGCCAUCUUCUUCAUGAUGAUCAUGGUGAUUAGUCCGGGCAUGUACCACGCUGCUCCUGCAUACCUACCCUCAAGCUUCGCCAUGUAUUUCGCAAUGCUCGGGUUUGCAUCUUUCAUGGACUGGUAUGGAGGCUUGAUCAGGACUGCCCAGGGAAUUACUUGGUUUGCUGUUGGCAGUGCUCUGGGCUGGCCUUUUGCCGGUGCGCUUGCCCUGCCCUUCAUUUUGGAGGACAUCAUCGUAGGCUUCAUCACCAGCACUCUUCAGGAAAGCCUGCGACGGUUACUUCUCCAGGGCGCCACCCGAGCUUUUGCUAUUCUGGCCCUGCAAACAGCCAUCGACUCUUUCUUCUAUAGAAAGCUCGUCUGUGUACCACUCAACAUUGUGCUGUACAACGUCUUCAGUGGUGGGAGUAGAGGCCCCGAUAUUUAUGGCGUAGAACCGUGGCAUUUUUACGUGCGUAAUCUCGCGCUCAACUUCAACAUCUGGUUCUUCCUUGCCCUAGCUGCGCUACCGCUACUGCUUAUCCAACAUCUCAUCUUUGACAAAUCCGUCUCUAAACACACACUUAGGCGGUCCGUUGUCUUCGUCAGCCCUUUCUACUUGUGGUUGGCAAUAUUCACUGUGCAGCCUCACAAAGAGGAACGCUUCAUGUACCCAGCCUACCCAGCGCUAGCCUGGAACGCAGCUCUCUCCUUGCACAUCCUUCUAGCCAACUUUGGCUCCAGUGACCCACGACACCUGGUCAGCAAGAUACCUCCCUCGCUAAAGCUUGUCAUUGUUUGCGUUCCGCUGCUUCUCUCUUUCAACCUAGGCAUGCUGAGAACAGUCGGCCAUAUGACCGCCUACUCCGCACCCCUGACCAUCUACCAACCUCUCCUACAUUCAACAAUUGCACAUUCGGGAGCCAACGUAUGCCUAGGAAAGGAAUGGUACCGUUUUCCCUCAUCCUUCAACCUCCCCCACGGCGUCCACGCCAAAUUUAUCAAAAGCGAAUUUUCCGGCCUCCUUCCGGGUGAAUUUAGCACCGCCAUCGACACUACCGAUGGUUUCUUCCCCAGUACACACGUCGUCCCGCCCGGUAUGAAUGACGAGAAUCUUGAGGACGUGGGGAAAUAUAUUGAUGUCAAGCACUGCGACUUUCUGGUCGACUCACGGAUCCCGGGACAGGAGCCAACCGUGCUGGAACCAGAUUAUGCGGCCGAUACACAGCAUUGGGAGACGAUAAAGUGCAUACCUUUUCUAGCGGCCGGACAAACAAGUAUUCUUGGCAGAAUGCUCUGGGUGCCUGAUUCGCCGCUUAUUCCGGCAAAAUUAAGGCGGACAUGGGGGGAUUACUGUCUAUUGAAGCAGAGGAAAACCGCAGGCGGUAAGGAAGAUACUGCUUGAAAAACAAUCGCAGUCGCGACAUAAAUGGGUGGUCAAGUUCCAUUAUAACACUGUUUACGUGUACCAUGAUCUAAUUUCCCUUGCUCUUCAUGUAAAAGAGAGACUUUACCAAGCUGUAUCAUACAUCUACCAACUUACUCAUAACAAAACUAUUCUCGGUACGCAUAUCAAAUGCCACAGCACCU
Messenger RNA from Pyrenophora tritici-repentis Pt-1C-BFP, 1988 nucleotides. Its product is annotated as mannosyl transferase. Gene Ontology annotation, biological process: protein N-linked glycosylation. The record is from RefSeq and is a predicted model, not a curated record. Gene Ontology annotation, molecular function: alpha-1,2-mannosyltransferase activity. NCBI's taxonomy places the organism in Eukaryota, Fungi, Ascomycota, Dothideomycetes, Pleosporales, Pleosporaceae. Gene Ontology annotation, cellular component: endoplasmic reticulum membrane.